AUGCAGGUGACCCUAGAAUCGUAUGCCGAGACGCGCGACAGUUCCACUGCAGGCGACCCUGGCCCUGCUGUCAAGAAGAAGAAGUCGCGUCGCGCACCCGAUCCCUCCAAUCAGAAGCGAAAAUGCAUCAGCACCGCCUGCAUAGCCUGUCGGAAGCGCAAGUCCAAGUGCGAUGGCGCCGUCCCAAGCUGCGCAGCUUGCGCCAGUGUCUAUGGCACCGAGUGCAUCUACGACCCCAACUCCGAUCAUCGUCGGAAAGGCGUUUACCGCGAAAAGACGGACGGCAUGAAGGCUGACGAUGCGACACUCAAAAUCCUUGUCGAGGCCAUACUUAAUGCUAGCGAAGACGACGUCGACGACAUAGUGCGCAGGAUCCGUAACUGCGAUAGCCUUGACGACUUGGCCCAACAAAUAAUCAAGGAUGGAUCCGACUUUGACGGCCCCAGUGCAGAGCAAAGCGGCGACGAACAGCAGUGGCCCGGCCAGGUGGAUGGAGAGCGAGAGCUUGCUGGUAAAAUGGGCGAACUGCGCGUCGAGAACGGCACAAUACGUUUCAUCGGCGGCACCUCUCAUCUCAUCUACCUCGGCGGUGCUGCCUCUGGCCAUGAGGCUGAAGCCCAUUCGGACAAUUUUCUCCCCUCCAUGGACCCCAUUACCAGUUGGACCGACGUGACGAGCGAUGUCGUCCUCAUCACGCACCUUCUCAACUUGUACUUUACCUAUCACUACCCUUACUUCACCACUCUUCCACGCCAUUUAUUCUGGCGCGACUUUGCCAAAGGCCGGGGCGCCGUCGGUCAAAGCUCCUCCCACUGCUCUUCGCUGCUCGUGAAUGCGAUGCUUGCUUUGGGUUGUCACUUUACUGACGUUCCCGGAGCAUUUGGCGAUAGUAGUGACACCAGAACAAAAGGUGAUCACUUUUUUGCGGAAGCCAAGCGUCUCAUCAUGGAGGGCGACGAGUUUGAGCGACCGCGCCUUGUCACUGUUCAAGCACUGGCUCUCAUGUCUGUGCGUGAGGCAGGCUGUGCGCGUGAAGCCACAGGCUGGGUUUACAGCGGCAUGAGCUUUAGAAUGGCUCAGGAUAUUGGCCUCAAUCUCGAGGUUAGCUCCAAUGACAAAAAGGUCAUGACUGACGAAGAGAUUGAUGCCCGUCGCAUCACCUUUUGGGGCUGCUUCAACUUUGACAAGUGUUGGUCCAAUUAUCUGGGCCGUCUGCCGCAACUGCCCAAGUCGACGUUUACCGUAGCCAAAUUCGACGUGUUUCCCGACGAGGAUUCCUCACCAUGGAUACCACUCACCGACAAGGGCUUCGAUGAAACGGCAAAGCAGCCGUCAAGGACCCGUGCUGCCGCGCUCCAUCUUUCAAGCCUCUGCGAGAUCAGCAGUGACCUUUUGCUGUUUUUUUACCACCCGAACCACAUUCACCGGUCGACGGGCAAGACUGUUGAACUGAAGAAGCUGAGUGAGCUCCAUAAGCGACUAGAAGAGUGGCGCAAGCACCUGCCGCGGGAGUUUGAGGCCGGUGACGGACAGCUUCCCAACGUAAUCCUUAUGCACAUGUUUUUUCAUCUGCAAUUCAUUCACCUUUUUAGACCAUUCCUCAAGUACUCCCCCAAAUCUUCGCCGCUGCCGUCGCACAUAUCCCCUAGAAGAAUCUGUACGUCAAACGCCGGAGCCAUCUCCAAGUUGAUGCGUCUCUACAAGAAGAAUUGGAAUUUGCGCCAAAUAUGCAAUAUUGCCGUAUACAUGACGCACAGCGCCUGCACGAUUCACUUGCUCAACCUCCCUGAGAAGACUGCAAAGCGGGACUUUACUCAUGGGGUCAAGCACCUUGAAGAAAUUUCUGAGGACUGGCCGUGUGCGCGACGGACUUUGAGCAUUUUGAGCGUGCUGGCCAGGAAGUGGAACUGCGCUCUACCAGAAGACGCGGCACAGAUCCUGCAGCGAACCGACGAGCUAUACGGUCACUACAGCACCUCUGAGGUCCCGUCACCCAGGUCGAGCACCGGGCUGUCGCCACACGCUUUUGCGGAAGAAAGUGCAGCUGCACAGUCGCAUAUGUCGCAGUCACACUUCACUCAGCAUCCUAGCCCCAGCAGAGUGCAGUUCACUCAGUCUGGCAUGGCACAAGCUGUCGGACCACAAGCCUCUAUCAGCGCAAGACUGGAUAUGAACAACGGUCCCGUGUCGCCUCAACAACGGCACAACCAACCCCAACAAGAUGUGGGAGUCAAAACACAGCAUGUCACGUACGCGCCGGGGACGUUGGACAGUUGGGAUGCGCCCAUCAUGGCAACCUCUCCCACGGCGGGCAUGUACCCGAACACCUCCACUGCCGGUCUGAGCUCGAAUCCGGAAGAGAUUCGGCAUUUUGCCGGAUCCCGCAUGGCAUCUAGUGGAGUGCUGACCGGACAAGGCGCUGGCCUGAACAAUAACCAGUGGAUACUGAGCGACAGUGCCAAGUGGCAGCACAACUUUGAUGGUUGGGAUCUGGGCCAGCCGCUUUCCGGCGCCAUGCAGUUUGCGUUCCCGUCGCAGGGCUCCCUCCCACUGAGUGCAAACCAUGCGCAGCAGGCUGCUGCUGCGGCGGCGGCGGCGGCUGCCAACAUGCAAGCCAUGGGUCAUCCGCCGUCCAGUCUAGAGGCGUUUGAUGCAUCAAUGCAUGAUACCACAUGGCUGCCGAACCUCGAAUAA
Messenger RNA from Beauveria bassiana ARSEF 2860, 2694 nucleotides. RefSeq names its product pathway-specific nitrogen regulator. The transcript has 2 exons. Gene Ontology annotation, molecular function: DNA binding; zinc ion binding; DNA-binding transcription factor activity, RNA polymerase II-specific. Bases 1 to 2694 code for a protein of 897 amino acids. The record is from RefSeq and is a predicted model, not a curated record. NCBI's taxonomy places the organism in Eukaryota, Fungi, Ascomycota, Sordariomycetes, Hypocreales, Cordycipitaceae. Gene Ontology annotation, biological process: DNA-templated transcription; regulation of DNA-templated transcription.